Drosophila subpulchrella is the source of this 1714-nucleotide messenger RNA. It is a transcript of the gene Ugt35B1, whose product is annotated as UDP-glycosyltransferase UGT5. Lineage: Eukaryota; Metazoa; Arthropoda; Insecta; Diptera; Drosophilidae. The record is from RefSeq and is a predicted model, not a curated record. Gene Ontology annotation, molecular function: UDP-glycosyltransferase activity. The transcript is spliced from 2 exons. Bases 50 to 1609 code for a protein of 519 amino acids.
GAUUCAGUGUAUAGCUUGAGUUUGCGAAAACCAGACGAUCUUCUUUAGGAUGCUGGCUCUACAACUAAGUGUUUUGCUGCUGAUUCUGCCUGCUUGUCUACAGGCUGCUAGGAUACUGGCCAUAUUUCCCUUUCCGGGACCAUCGCAGUACAUUAAUGUGGUACCCUAUCUGAAGAAACUGGCUUCUCGGGGUCACCAGGUGACCUCGAUUAAUGCCUUUCCGCAGAAGAAACCGGUGAAUAAUUUUAGAGACAUUCCCAUUCCGGAAGUUUUUGAGAACUAUAAUGAUAUCAUAAACGAGCUGAACGAUCCAAUGAAUUUGUGGCAGGAGAACAACUUCAUAAAUAAAUUUUUUGUGGAUGUUACCCGCUCAGUUCUCACCAACAAGGAAGUGACAGAAACCCUUUUGCCUCCUGGAAAGGAUCACUAUGAUCUUAUCAUUGUGGAGGCCAUUCGCUCGGAUGCCUACUAUGGAUUUGCGCCACAUUUUAAUGCUCCUAUUAUAGGCAUUUCCACCUUUGGCACUGACUGGAAUAUUGAUGAGCUGGUUGGCAAUGUUUCGCCUCUAUCGUAUACUCCUCUGGUAACAGCGGGUUUUACGGAUCGCAUGACUUUCGGAGAGCGUGUGACCAACUUUGUGGAUACUACAAUUGCCUGGCUCAACUAUAGAUUGGUUCAUAUGCCAGAGCAGGAGAAAUUGUACGCGAAAUACUUUCCUGUGGCCUCAAAACGAGUUCCUCUCACCGAUUUGAACAGGAAUUUCUCCCUGGUGCUCCUCAAUCAACAUUUUUCCCUAAGCUUCCCGCGGCCCUACGUUCCAAAUAUGAUCCAGGUUGGAGGUCUGCAUAUAUCCCACAAGCCAGCUCCUUUGCCAAAAGAUUUGGAGGAGUUUAUUCAGGGUUCUGGGGAACAGGGUGUGAUAUACUUUUCCCUGGGAUCCAAUGUUAAAAGCAAGGAUCUUCCGGCGGAGAGAAGAGAACUUAUACUGAAAACCUUUGCCAGUCUUCCGCAGCGUGUACUAUGGAAAUUCGAGGACGAUCAGUUGCCUGGCAAGCCCUCCAAUGUUUUCAUCAGCAAAUGGUUCCCGCAGCCGGAUAUCCUGGCCCAUCCCAAGGUCAAGCUCUUCAUCACCCACGGCGGCUUGCUGAGCACCAUCGAGAGCAUUCAUCAUGGUAAACCCGUUUUGGGCCUGCCCAUCUUCUACGAUCAGUUCUUGAAUGUAAAGCGGGCCACUCAGGCAGGAUUCGGAUUGGGAUUGGAUCAUAAGACAAUGACCCAGCAAGAAUUCAAGACGACCAUCGAGCGAUUGGUCAAGGAGCCGCAAUUUGCGGAGACGGCCAGGAAGAUGUCAGAUCGAUAUCGGGAUCAGCCGAUGACACCUUUGGACACUGCAAUUUGGUGGACAGAGUAUGUUUUACGGCACAAAGGAGCUUACCACAUGCGAGUGGCUGGCCAGGAUUUGGGAUUCUUCGCCUACCAUAGCUUGGAUGUCAUUGGAACCCUCUUGGGCGGAGCGCUGCUAGUUCUUUUGAUUAUUUUGUAUGUCCUUUGGAAAAUUGCAAAGUUAGCUGGACUUGGAAAUUCUAAGAAAAAGCAAAAGACGCAUUAAGAUGGGGUCGAAAAUCGGAAUUCUAUGUUGGUCAUGUUUAAAAUUAAAUAUAGGUAUAGAUAAGCAAAGAGAGAUCAAAAAUAUAUUGAAAUUCUUGCUUAGUUA